GCAGGCCCCGGGCCCGGCCCGGCGGCGGCGGCGGCAGCUCCAGCUCCAGGCCUCGCGCGCCGCAGCCAUGGCCCUGGUGACCCUGCAGCGCUCGCCCACGCCCAGCGCCGCCUCCUCCUCGGCCAGCAACAGCGAGUUGGAGGCUGGCAGCGAUGAAGACCGAAAGUUAAACCUCAGUGUUCCCGCAGUCGUUCUCCCAUCAGAAGUAAUGACAGCAACAGUUGGUGGUGUCCUUCUCCAAGUGUUGGAGAUUGAACCCAGGGCCUCCUGCAUGCUAGGCAGGUGCCCUACCACUGAGCUGCAUCCCCAGCCCAGCUUGAGCGAGAGCUUUUUCAUGGUGAAGGGAGCAGCCCUCUUCUUACAACAAGGAAGCAGCCCUCACGGCCAGCGGAGUCUUCAGCAUCCUCACAAGCAUGCAGGUGACCUGCCCCAGCACCUGCAAGUCAUGAUCAACCUCCUGCGCUGUGAGGACAGGAUCAAGCUGGCCGUGCGCCUGGAGAGCGCCUGGACGGACCGUGUGCGCUACAUGGUGGUGGUGUACAGCAGCGGGCGCCAGGACACCGAGGAGAGUAUCUUGCUGGGAGUCGACUUUUCCAGUAAGGAAAGCAAAAGCUGCACCAUCGGGAUGGUCCUGCGGCUGUGGAGCGACACGAAGAUCCACCUGGAUGGAGACGGUGGGUUCAGCGUGAGCACGGCAGGGAGGAUGCACAUAUUCAAGCCCGUGUCUGUCCAGGCCAUGUGGUCUGCCCUGCAGGUGCUCCACAAGGCCUGCGAGGUGGCCCGAAGACACAACUACUUCCCAGGGGGUGUGGCGCUCAUCUGGGCCACCUACUACGAGAGCUGCAUCAGCUCUGAGCAGAGCUGCAUCAACGAGUGGAAUGCCAUGCAGGACCUGGAGUCCACGCGGCCUGACUCCCCAGCCCUGUUUGUGGACAAGCCAACUGAAGGGGAGAGGACCGAGCGCCUCAUCAAAGCCAAGCUGCGGAGCAUCAUGAUGAGCCAGGAUCUCGAAAACGUCACCUCCAAGGAAAUCCGUAAUGAGUUGGAGAAACAGAUGAACUGCAACCUGAAAGAGUUCAAGGAGUUCAUAGACAACGAGAUGCUGCUCAUCCUGGGGCAGAUGGACAAGCCCUCCCUCAUCUUCGACCACCUUUAUCUCGGCUCUGAAUGGAAUGCGUCCAACCUGGAGGAGCUGCAGGGCUCAGGGGUUGACUACAUUUUAAAUGUCACUCGAGAAAUAGACAAUUUUUUCCCUGGCUUGUUUGCAUAUCAUAACAUCCGAGUGUACGACGAGGAGACCACGGACCUCCUUGCCCACUGGAACGAAGCAUAUCACUUUAUAAACAAAGCCAAGCGGAACCACUCCAAGUGCCUGGUCCAUUGCAAAAUGGGGGUCAGCCGCUCGGCGUCCACCGUCAUCGCCUAUGCCAUGAAGGAGUUCGGCUGGCCCCUGGAGAAAGCCUACAACUACGUGAAGCAAAAGCGAAGCGUCACACGACCCAAUGCAGGCUUCAUGAGGCAGCUGUCUGAGUAUGAAGGCAUCCUGGACGCAAGCAAACAGCGGCACAACAAGCUGUGGGGCCAGCAGGCAGACAGCAGCCUCCAGCCGCCUUCCGAAGACCCUCCAGAGCCCAGCGACUUCCUGACGGAGACCCUGGAUGGCACUCCUGAUGUCCCGCUGCCCUGCUUGGACAAUGCUGCCCAGCUCGGGCUCCAAGGAAGCCGGGCCCCAGGAGGGCCCGCUCUCCCCUGCUGUUUCCGGAGGCUCUCAGACCCCCUCCUGCCUCCCCCUCCUGAGGACGGCGGCAGCGUGGUGCACCUGGAGGAUCUCGAGAGGGACGCUCUGUUGGAGGAAGAGGCCUCGCCCGCCGAGGCCCACAAGCCCGCCAGGCACCCCCAGGAUGGCGCUGGACUCUGCGAGAAGGAUGUGAAGAAGAAACUAGAGUUUGGGAGCCCCAAAGCCCGGAGUGGCCCCUUGCCCCAGGUGGAGGAGAUGGAGAGGGAAGAGGGCCCGGGCGCAGGGAGGUGGGGGCGGCCCUCGGUCCAGCCUGAGCGGGGCCUCCUGGAGCGCGGCAACCUCAACAACAACAACAGCAAGAGGAGCUGCCCCCAGGACUUGGAGCACGAUGCUAUGUUUGGGAUCCUGAACAAAGUGAAGCCAUCCUAUAAAUCCUGUGCCGAUUGCAUGUACCCUGCAGCCAGUGGACCUCCCGAGGCCUUCAGGGAGUGGUGUGAGGACCCAGGUGCUCCCGCCAUCUGCACCCAGCCGGCCUUCCUGCCCCACCUCACAUCCUCGCCUGCUGCCCACAUGUCCAGCAGGUCCCGAGGUCUGGAGAAGCCGGCCUCUGGCGUGGCUGACGUGUCCUCCUUCCUACCACCAGCAGGUUCCAGAAGACCUGAUGCCAGCAGCUCUGGAGCCGCAGCUGCUCCGGAGCUAACAGGUAGCAUUUCAGAACCUUCUAGAGAGACCCCCAGAGUCCUGCCAAAGUCCCUCCUGUUGAAGAAUUCUCACUGUGAUAAGAACCCUCCCAACAUGGAAGUGGUGAAGGAAGAACUGUCACCCAAGAAAGAUCUCAAGCCUGCGAAGGACCUGAGGCUUCUGUUCAGUAGCGAAUCCGAGAAGCCCACGACCAACAGCUACUUGAUGCAGCACCAGGAAUCCAUCAUCCAGCUGCAGAAGGCCGGCCUGGUCCGCAAGCACACCAAGGAGCUGGAGAGGCUGAAGAGUCUGCCCGCAGAUAGCGCCCCCGGCCGGCUGGAGGCCAGCAUACCCGAGGAGAGCCAGGAGCCCGCCGCCCCGCAGGACCCUGGGCCCCCAGCUCUGCCUGGCCACGCGGGGGGUGAUGAGAAGCCAGAAGCCGCCCCCCAAUCCGUGGAAGGAGCCUCGCUGAAGAGCCCCCCGCCCCUCCCCUGCCGCCUGGACCAUUCCAGCACCUUCUCCAGAGACUUCCUGAGGACCAUCUGCCACACCCCCACCUCCUCGUCCCUCAGCUCCAACAUGACCCGCAGCUCCAGCAGUGACAGCAUCCACAGUGUCCGCGGGAAGCCAGGGCUGGUGAAGCAGCGGACGCAGGAGAUCGAGACGCGGCUGCGGCUGGCCGGCCUCACCGUGUCGUCCCCCCUCAAGCGCUCCCACUCUCUUGCCAAGCUCGGGAGCCUCGACUUCUCCACAGAGGACCUGUCCAGCGAGGCGGACGCCUCCACCCUCGCCGACCCCCAGGCCGUCCCCAGGAACCCGGCCUCCAAGCCAUCAGGGAAAUGCGCCCCAGGAAACUUGAACAGCCCCUCCUGGGUGAGCAGAAGCUGACCCACAGCAGACUCGUCAUGCGAUCCCUCCCUUGUCCCCCGUGGGUUUUGACCCGCCUCUUACAUCUUGACUUGUCGUAAAGAACCCAAGUCACCUGAGCCUCCCGCUCUUGCCAUGGAGAGGAGGAGACACGGCAGCACAGGAAGGAAGGGGAGGUGCCGGGUACGGGGAUUUGUCAGAAACGCAGGACUCUGUCCCCAAGUCCCGGCUCUGAGAAGAGUACCGAAUCAAGAAGAGCACGUUCAGAUAUGCACACAUCCAAAAUGUUUUAUGGCAACAUGCAAAAGAGGAGUCAUGGUGACGCCACCGUCCCUGUGGCCCACGUUCCCAGCUCAUCCCACCCUCAAAGACACUUGCGAUGGCAGCCUAGUCCUACCUCUGUUCUCGCUGUGCUUUUUGUUUUUUAAAUACUAUGAUUCCCAGGGCUCGUCCCAGGGAAUGCUGCUGUCAGAAAGGGGUUUCCAGGGAGAUUGGCUUCCUUUGGUGGGGACCCCAAGAGCGCCACCCGCCCUGGCUCUGGUGCGGCUGACAGGCAUUGGGUCGGCACUGGGGUCAGUUGGGGGAAACGUGUGCAAUACCCUCAGCGCCCCUGUUUCAGGGACGAGGACCCCAGACCGCUGCUUCUCUGUUCCUGCUGCUGAACUGGGCGUGGUCGGGUUGGGGAAGUGCUGGGGCUGCGGUUCUAGGAGGUGGAUCCUCCCAGGAGCCCACCCUUCAGGGUUGUUGGGUCCCAUUUUCCAAUGUUUGGAAAGGGAAGGGAUUUCGGGGGCAGAGACCUCUCCUGGGUCCUGCUCCAGGAGCUACUCGCUGCAGCUUCUCUGAGAGGAAUGCGACUGGGGAAGGACAGGGAACAGCGUCCUCGGUGUCUCCAGUCGCCACUUCCUGUGGGGAGAACUGCUUCCUGUCUUUCCAGUUCUCCGGCGGCUUGGCAGAGGCAGUGACAGCCCAGGUCUCCUUGGGCUCCGCUCUGGGCAGCACCUCGAGGAAUCAGGUGAGCUCAACAGGGCGUGUGACCCGGUCUGGGUUGGGUCCCCGAUCAAGGAAGAUGCGGGGACAUCCUGAAGAGAGAGAAGCAGCUUGGGAGCGAGGCAGGGGCUGGUGUGCAGCCCCCCUCAGCUGAGAAGGGCUUUUACAUUCUCUAGGGGUUGUGAGACAAUAAACUAAUGGUAGCAGGGACCUGUGGCCCCCGAAGCCCUGGGUGGGUACUGCCAGACCCUUCGUAGAAGUCGCCCACCCUGGUUUUAUAUGAUGACACCAGGCAGCCCAUGACCCUGUAGGAAAAAGUAAGACAAAUUGGAAGUCCUCCUCUGGCUCUUGGACACCUCAAGCCAAACCCUCCCCCGUCUGUACCCAGGCCUCACAGCCCACCCCCACCAGGGUCUCCCGUGGAGGAUGGAGGAGUGUGUGGUGGAGGGAUCACGGAAGCUUCCCGCAGUUCCAUCUUGCCCUCGGCAGGAUCAUCUGGAUUAGCUCAGUGAGACCCAAAGCCUUCAGGGACAGGCAGCCCCAAAAGCAGAUGCGUGAGUCGCCAUCUCCUGUUGGUGGGAACUGGGCCCCACAGCGGCUGUGCUGGAGGAGACCUGGUGGGUUCAGGGUCCAGGCGGGUCUUACUCCACCUGGGGCGCAGGUUUCUGCAGACACCCUCUCCAGGGACUCUCUUCCCACUGAAUGAUUUUUUUUGCAGUCUGUUGUUUUACUUUGUAGGGUUCCCCCCACCCCCGCCCGGCCCACUACUGUCAGUUAAAGUCACUUAAAAAGGUGAUUAUCCACUUACAUUUGAAACCGUGUGGGGUUUCCCCUCAUCCUCAGCCAACAAAAGCAUAAAAAAAAAAAUACCAAGUUCAAUGUUUUGCCACAUCCAAUUUCACGCAGUAGAUCAAGUUUUGUGUCAACAUAAUUCUUUAGAUUUGGUGAUGAUAGGCUUUUGUUGGUUUUUUUAUCACCUCCGUAGAGGAUAGUGAUAUGUUUUUGAAAACUUAAAUUUUGAAAGCCAUAAUUUUUCUUUUGACCAGCUAAAGAGUGGGGGGUGGGGAAGAUUACAGAUACAAGGGGGUCUUUGGCUUCUGGCAAACUUGCCCAUUUGUUGUGGAACCACAGCCAGCAUAUUAGGUCAUCAGGGCAAUGGGGGGAAGCAUUCUUGAUUUCUUGGUUUACAUCCAUCCUGGAGAGAAGGAGGAAAAGUUUUCUUAGAGGCCAAGACCACUGUUUUUGUUUUUGUUUUUUUUUAAUUGUCGUCCUAGUUGGUUUGUUUUGUGGUGCUGGGGAUUGAACCCACAGCCUUGUGCAUGUGAGGCAAGAAUUCUACCAACUGAGCUACACCCCCGUGUCACAUUAACAAGACAAAAGCAUUCUGCCAGAUCAGAGGCACCUUGACAAUGACAUUUACACUGUCUCAGCAAAGAAAGUGUGCUCCUGCUCCGUGAGCUUGGCCAGAGCUUGGCCAUAGUCUUUGGGAGAUUCCCCGCAUAAGGGACAGGAGAGGAGCAGAGAGGGACGCAGAGAUUGGCGCUAGGCAAGUGAUUUUGGUGAUGGUCAUUUUCCUUGAAUGCCUGUGUGAACUAAGGGAAAAGGGAAAUAUCCCCAUGGGGCCCCAUCCCCCGCCACAUGGCCUUCAUGCGCACGGUGCCACAGUUGGGGUGUGCUUCAGCCCGUCCUGCGCUGGUGCAGGUUUGCCUGGAUUAUCAGGUUUCACGAGGCACAGAGGUGGUGCUGGUCGAGAAGAAGCUCCAGUUCUUCCCUCCUCUGACUGGGAUCUGGCCCGGCCCAGGUCCAUUUCUGUCUCUUCCAGCCACUGCAGGGUCUUCUACAACAAGCCCUGGCUGCUUGAACUUCCCAUGAGAAAGGUUUCACUCUCUGCCUUCCUUGCCUCCUUGUUCUCAGCUGGGGACCUGCCAACCUCUGGACUGUGGACAGCUCACUGCUGCUGGCAGGCCCUUUCCCCUGCCCCCACCUUGCCCCUUCAUGCAGGUGACACUCCCCAGAAGCACACAGGAGGCUGCCCUGUGCAAGCCCCUCCCCCCAUACCUGCUUUCUCCAGCUCAAGAACAUUCCAGUGAGUUCUGAAGUCCUCCCCCACCCUGCAAGCCCAGAGGAUGCCUCCGGAGAGAGCUGAGGUUGGACAGACCUGCAGAGCAACCCUGCCCUGCACUGUGUCCCCAGGCCCAUCCUGGAAGGAAACUACCUCGUCAGCCUUUGCCAAGACAGUCUGAUUCUUCAUCUUCAUCAUCAUCCUCAUCAUGGACAGUCUUUACUGAGCACCUACUGUGUACUAUGCUCUAUGCCCAAAACCCUGGACAAGUUAGACCAGGGAGAACCAAAGAGAGAAGUGUCAGGUCUUUCCAGGACGCGUCCCGUUCCCUGAUUCUGUCAGGAAGGAACAGGCCCUCUGCCGGGUGGCCAUUUGUACACCAGAAAAAAUGCUCCUCACCAGGAUGGGACUUGGAUUUGGGGUGGUCUCUCCAUUAUAGUAGAAAUCAGAGAGCCAGAGGUGCGCCCCAGAGGAUCACCAGGUGGGAGUGGUCCCCCCACAUGGCAGGGACCAGAGGCUGGUGGGGCCGGUGCCUGCUCACUGCCAUGGCAGGAGAUGGUCACUGCGCCCGGCAGAGGCUCCUCGUGCUCACGUCACACCAGGCAGUUUUGGUGGCGCUCUCUCUCUCCCUGGGUGUGCCACCUUUCUGUCACUGUGACAGAGUACCCGAGAUAAACAGAAGGAGGGGAAGGUCGGUUGUCCCCUCACCACCCCGUCCACGCUGCUGAAGAUGGAGCCCAGGGCUUGGGGCGUCCUGGGCCAGCGCCCUGCCACCAAGCUGGGUCUCCAUCCCCAGCAGGUCGUGUUUUGGCUCAGGGCCUCGGAGGCUUCAGUCCUGGUCCAUCCAUCUGUUUGCUCAGCCCAAAACGUGGAGGAGAAAGCUGCUCCCCCCGGGGUGACAGGGAGACAGAAGGUUCAGGAAGGGCCCCUGGACCCCCAGGAGGGCAGGCGUCCAGCGGCCUGACUUCCUCCUGCCAGGCCCUAGCUCCUGAAGGCUCCAUCAGCUGGGGACUAAGCCCUCAAGGCAUGGCCUUCGGGGAACCUUUAAAAUCCAAACUGUUGCUAAAGCUGCACAAACAAGCAAAUAAACCCCCCCAGAGAGUA
Molecule: messenger RNA, 7439 nt
Organism: Marmota monax (woodchuck)
Lineage: Eukaryota; Metazoa; Chordata; Mammalia; Rodentia; Sciuridae
Gene: Ssh1
Product: slingshot protein phosphatase 1
Exons: 18
Coding region: 68-3307 (1079 amino acids)
Biological process (GO): protein dephosphorylation; negative regulation of actin filament polymerization; actin cytoskeleton organization
Cellular component (GO): cytoplasm
Molecular function (GO): actin binding; protein tyrosine/serine/threonine phosphatase activity
Source: RefSeq, a predicted model, not a curated record